AACAAUCCUGCUUGUUUUUACUGUAUAAAUUAAUAAAAGGAUGACUUUGCGACCCAAUCAGACGAUCUACAUCAACAACCUGAACGAGAAGAUUAAGAAGGAAGAGCUGAAGAAGUCGCUGUACGCGAUUUUUUCGCAAUUCGGCGAAAUCCUGGACAUUGUGGCCCAAAAAUCCCUGAAAAUGCGUGGCCAAGCAUUUGUGAUAUACAAAAACAUUAAGAGUGCCACUACUGCCCUGCGCACUAUGCAAGGAUUCCCCUUUUACGACAAGCCCAUGAAGAUAGCCUACUCCAAAUCCGAUUCAGAUAUAGUGGCUAAGAUGAAGGGAACCUUCAAGGAGCGCCCGAAGAAGACCAUGCCAACCAAAGACUCGUCUCCACUUGCCGCCGGAAAACAGAAGAAAAAAAAGGUGAUCAGUGCUCUAAGCUCGGAUUUGAGUAAGGAACAGCCUCCUAACAAGAUCCUCUUUGUCACCAAUCUGCCCGAGGGAACCAAUGAGAUGAUGCUUGCCUUGCUCUUCAACCAAUUCCCUGGCUUCAAGGAGGUGCGACUCGUCCCGAAUCGCCAUGACAUCGCCUUUGCGGAGUUCAACACUUCAUUGCAAAGUAGUAUUGCCAAGGAUACACUGCAGGGAUUCAAGGUCACGCCCAACCACAUCAUGAGAAUCACUUUCGCCAAGAAGUGAGCUUGUUAAUUAGUUAAUUGAAGAAUAAGUAUUUAGCCACAAAUUUAACAUAAAAAAAAUCAUGACCUCCACUUUCUUGUUUAUAAAAUUUUAUCAAUAUUUACAAAUAAA
This is a messenger RNA of Drosophila eugracilis, 796 nucleotides long. RefSeq names its product U1 small nuclear ribonucleoprotein A-like. Gene Ontology annotation, biological process: mRNA splicing, via spliceosome. The record is from RefSeq and is a predicted model, not a curated record. The transcript has a single exon. Gene Ontology annotation, cellular component: U1 snRNP. Bases 41 to 685 code for a protein of 214 amino acids. NCBI's taxonomy places the organism in Eukaryota, Metazoa, Arthropoda, Insecta, Diptera, Drosophilidae. Gene Ontology annotation, molecular function: U1 snRNA binding.